Molecule: messenger RNA, 1899 nt
Organism: Brienomyrus brachyistius
Lineage: Eukaryota; Metazoa; Chordata; Actinopteri; Osteoglossiformes; Mormyridae
Gene: ccdc181
Product: coiled-coil domain containing 181
Exons: 6
Coding region: 213-1715 (500 amino acids)
Molecular function (GO): microtubule binding
Source: RefSeq, a predicted model, not a curated record
UCAGUGUUGGCGCAGCACAACAGCGCCCCCCUCCGCGCUGUUUCCUGUCUCCAUGACAACGUACGUAAAGCCGUGUAAAGCCUCAGAAAAGCUGCUCGGCGGAGCGGAGGGAGAUCGGCGGGGGGACGCCGCUGCGGAGCCGCUCAAACGGAUGGUAAAUACGGCAAGCAGCCCGAGAUCCAUCCUACGGAGAAACAGACGCGGGUGAGCUAAUGUGGGACGUCCAGGGUGUGGCCACAUGGGAGAAGAUGAGCGAAGAGCUGCAGCGUGGUGUAAAAGCUGCUGAAUCGCAGGAUAACUAUGAGGAUGACUUUGAGAAAGAUCUGGACUGGCUGAUAGAGGAGGAAGCAAGGAGUGAAGACCAAGAGCAAGGAUAUGAGGACAUUGAGGCUGAAAUAGACAAAGAACUAGAGGAGGAAGAGAAGAGAGAAUGGAGCCAAAAGGAGGAAGAACAGUCAUCGGAGGGAGGAGAGAGUGAGAGAGACCAAAGGGUGGAGAGGGAGGGGGAGAGGGAGAGGUGGCCCUCCCCUAUGGAGCCCCUAGGCGAUGUCCCACACGGAGACUGCUCCCAUGGGGACUCGCUCCCUCUUUCAGCUGACAUGGAGGAGGAGGAGGAGAAGCUGGACGAUGAGAAGAAGUAUGUUCUGGAGAAGAUCCAGCAGGCUAACCGGCAGCUGCAGAAGCAGAGCUCCCCCAACCAGGACCGGCAGAGACGGCUGCAGUUCAAAGACACCCUGGUGGACCUGGUGGUGCCUCCUCUGGAGUACGAGAGGGACACAGAGGAGCAGGACGUUUCUGAGAGGAUGUCGGAGCUGCACAUCUCCAGCAUGCAGGCCGGGCCCACCGGAGCGAAGGAGGGCCGUGUUCUGGUUGAGAAGGACGGCAAGUUUGACUUGGUCAGUCUGAGGGAGGUGGAGAGUCAGGGGCUGCUGCCGCUGCUGUCCAGCCCCCCCGGCAAUGAACCAAACUCCCCCCGGCGCAGCCAGCAUUUCCUCGGCCAUAGCAGGGGCUCAGCACCAUAUACCACGAUAGGCUCUGGACCUCACCACGCCCCUAAACCCCCAUCUCGGUCCAGGAACCGACCCAGUUCAGCAGGCAACACUCAACAGACGAUAGCAGUGAAGCGUAGAGUGCAGUCGGCUAACAGCAAUGGCUCCUGCUCUACCUCCACCCUCUCACUGCAGCAGAAGGACCUGCAAGUGAAACUCCAGCGUAAGAGAGAGAGGCUGCACAGAGAGGAGCAACAGCGGAAGCAGGUAGAGGAGGAGCAGAGGCAGCAGGAGAAUGAGCGCGCCUUCCGGGCCUGGCUGUCCAGAAAGAGGGAGCAGCUGCAUGAGGAGCGACGCCUUCAGAGGGCCCAGGAGUUAGAGAGGAUGAGCUGCAAGAGGGAGCUCUCCAGCCCCCAUGAGACCUUUGAACUUUGGCUGCAGCGCAAACAGGAGCAGCAGGAGAAGCAGCGGCAGCUGGACGACAUGAGGAGGCUGGAGGAGGAGAGCACUUACUCCGUGCAUAAUCGUGACGAUUGUGAGAGGGCCUUCAAACUGUGGCUGAAGAAGAAACGGUUGGAGAAGAGAGCGGAACAGCAGGCAGCUCGUGAGCGCUCCCGCAGGAUGGUGAUGGAAGCGCGGCGGGCACGGCGCACCCAGGAUCUGCUCUGCUCCGUUGGUGACACACGGAACAUGCGUUUCACCGACCGCUGCAGCUAUCGCUUCUGAGCUCUACAUACACACUCUGCCCCCCCAUACCAUUCCGAAAAUGAAUUAUAUAUGUCUGUAUGUUUGGCAGGACUUUAUUGUUUAGCUAUAAUGAAUUAUAAAAUGUCCCUAUAGAAGUAGCUGUGUACAGUUGUAAAGUUCCUUUCCCAUGUUCUAUCACAAAAAUAAACAAUUUUAUAAGACA